ACAGGCACUCCAAACCCUGUCUGUGCUUGGUAUAUUAGGCAGCCAGUGCUCUUGGCUGGGAGCCCAGACGAGGCUUUUGUAAUCAAAACAUGAUCUUGUAUGCUGUGCAACCAGUGCUGAGAAAGGCCGUCUGAUGGCUCUCCUCUUUUAGCUCUGCUCUGGAAUCCGCCGGGCUCCGCCGCCGAUGUCCAACAUGCACCGAGCUGAUGCUGCUGUGGAUGAUGCCGUGUUAAGGAAGAAAGAGCAGAAAGAUGUUGAACUUGAUAAGAAAAUCUUGGCUUUGCGGAAAAAGAACGAAGCGCUGAUACGAAGGUACCAGGAAAUAGAAGAGGACAAAAAGCGAGCGGAACAGGAGGGAAUGGCUGUUACCUCCAGGAGGCCCAAGCAGGAUGGACUCACUAUUACCAUCACCAAAGCUCACAAUGACCUGAAAGAUGCAAUUACCCAGACUGAACACUAUGGACAAGAUAGCCCAGCCCUCUCGAUGGACAAAAGGGUCGUGAGUGAGAAAUGGGGAAGCCCCUGUCCUACAAGCCCUGGGUUCGGCAUUGGCAGUGAGGAAGAGGAGGAGGAGGAGGAAGCGGAUCAUAUGUUCACAUUCAGGAUGGGGAAGAGGAUGCAGCUGGCUGUUACCAUGGACAACAAAGCAAAGGGCAAGAGGAUCGUCAGUGAGAAACGCUCCGAGAGCUUCCCUGGUCCGGGCCGAGUGCCGGACCUGAGCGAGGAGGAGAUGGAUCAUUUGGUGGCUUUCCGGCGGGGAAGGAGGAUGCAGAUUGCCAUCACCAUGGAUAACAAGGAAAAGGGAGAAGAGCGGAGAACAGCAGAGAAGAGGAGAUCAGACAGUGACAGAGGCCCAGAAACUGAGCACAGCCGGAAGGAUGGUGGGAAGCCAGUCCAGAAGAGCCCUGGAGACCUGAGUUUCCCCAUGUCUGGUCGGGAGCGCUCGGAGUACAUCCGCUGGAAGAGGGAGCGAGACCAGAUCGACCUGGAGCGCCUGGCACGGCACAAGAAUGCCAAGGGCGAGUGGCGACGGGCUUGGGAUGUGGAGAAGUCAGAGCACAUGUUUGAAGAGGACUUUGUUAAGGAUGGGGAGCCAGCCUUGGAUAAUCCCAGCAAUAAGAAAGGGGGAAGGAAUGCGAGGAAAUUCCAGCACAGGUCCUUUCCUGCAGACGGGAGAGGUGGAGGACAUCAUGGAGUGAAUGUGAGUGACCCUGGUCCGAAAGCAGUGCCUGCUGUGAGCAGCCGAGCCAAGGGGAAGGACAGACUGACAGGCAGAGCCAGAAGAUGGGAUGCAAAAGAAGGUGAGGACAUGUCUCUUCUGAAGGAUGACCUUGAUGGCCAGAGGAACCUUGGUGCAGACAGGCGGAAGAGCAAAGGUGACGAGGGGGUGGAAGAGAACUGCACAGCUGAGCUGGAGGAAAAGGGGAAACAGCCAAGCCUCCAGGAUCACGGAGCCUCCUCCUCACAGCGGCUGCGAAGUGGGAAGGUCCAGCCUGCCCAGAAUGGCCAGAAGGAGGAGCAGAGGGGAGAGAGGGGCCGCAGCACAGAGGUGUCUGUGGCCAGCACCAGGGACUCAGAGCCAGGGCCCAAGCCAAGCAAGGAAAGUGUUGGGGAAGAUGCCAAUGGGAAGCCUGGCACUGCUGACAUCUCCCAGGAGAAGGAGGGCACUGACAGCACUGCUUCACAGAGCAGCCUUCAGAGCACUGUGCAAGGCAGCAGGCCUGGCAGCGAGGAGACCUUGUCACUGCCUGUGGGAGCAAAUGGAGAUGGAGCUGGAUUGGAGAUGCAGCCAGCUUCGGAACAGGAGUCCUCUGAGAACUCUUCCAACAGCCAUGGAGGAAAGCUCGACACAGCAGCAGGAGACAGACUGGAAGCAGAUCAAGGACAGCUGGUGAGCAAAGGAGGGGAAGAAGUGACCCAAACCACUGCUCUUGAGGGACAGGCACUUGCACUGAAAGGAAGUGAAGAUGCUGAAGGCACUGAACACCACGAGCCUUCACCCCCAGGGAAAGCCAGCUCUGACAAGACUGUUGUGCCUGAGCAGGACACGGCAAAAUCCCAGUCUGAGGAAGGGGACCAGCCUGAGGACUGCAAGGACAAGGACAGUGGAAACACUCACAACUAGCAGAUUGCACUGGCUUGCCUGAGACAUAAGGAUAACGUGCUGGAGGCGGUGGAGAAGAGGAGCACAAGCUUGUCCUCACUCUCUUACCUUCUAUGAAAUCAGCUUUCAGCACCUGCCCAGUGCCCUUCAGCACCAUUCACAACACGUGGGGCCCCCAUCACCACCCCCACCCACAUUCUGGCAUCCCCCUUCCCUAUCCGUGUGUCAAAGGACAGGGAAGGGUGCACACACUCCCACCCUACAGAGAAAACACCAUCACUUAUCUAUUUGUUUGGCAUAUAUUGCAGCUGCGUGGCAAGCCAAGGAAAUGUCUACUGGAUGCACUUUAUUUUAUUUAAUGACUAAUUCAUUUUAAACUUAUGGCUUGGGUUUCUGGGCACACACCCCGUCUUUUCCCCAAAGGCUGGAGGCACAUGCCAGGGGCUGUGCCAGCAACUGGAACAGAAAGAAGAGGUGACUGGCAAAGCAGAGGGGUGAGGUGUUAGGGUGUAGUUUAGUAGGUGGGUGAAGAAGUUGUGUUCAGAGCUCUUGUACUUGAGGUUUGCACGUGGUUGAAGUGUUGGCAGAGGUGUAUGGUAGUGGCAGGGGCUGCGGGGCAUAAGCACGAU
Messenger RNA from Sturnus vulgaris (Common starling), 2733 nucleotides. It is a transcript of the gene CCDC9B, whose product is annotated as coiled-coil domain containing 9B. The record is from RefSeq and is a predicted model, not a curated record. Lineage: Eukaryota; Metazoa; Chordata; Aves; Passeriformes; Sturnidae.